Lytechinus pictus (painted urchin) is the source of this 8248-nucleotide messenger RNA. RefSeq names its product kinesin-like protein KIF28. Bases 1749 to 4544 code for a protein of 931 amino acids. The transcript has 21 exons. Gene Ontology annotation, molecular function: microtubule binding; ATP binding; microtubule motor activity. Gene Ontology annotation, biological process: microtubule-based movement. NCBI's taxonomy places the organism in Eukaryota, Metazoa, Echinodermata, Echinoidea, Temnopleuroida, Toxopneustidae. The record is from RefSeq and is a predicted model, not a curated record.
GUUGUAUCACUUGACAAUGAGAAGAAAAUUAGAAUAUUUCAUAUAAUAAAAUACAAAAGAAAUAGUGAGUGGAUGACAUAGUCUCCUCAUCUGCAUACCAGCCAGGAUGUGCAUAUAACUGUUUUGUGAAGUUAAGCGAAACUUUAAAAUGUCAUAACUUUUUUAUUUUACAUCCGAUUUUGAUGAAAUUUUCAGUGUUAUGCUUGUUGGAUUUUUCUGUUUUUAUUCAAAUCAACUUUUUGUUGGGGUGGACUUGUCCUUUAAGAUAUUCAGUAGUUGCUUACAGUGCUUAACAUUUCCACAAAACUUGAUAAGAAAUGUUUGAGUUAUUAAUGGUAGUUUAAUUUGUUUGAAUAAAUUGUUCUUUUUAUGGUCAAAUUUUUAUUUUUAUUUAAAUGUGCUUUAUAUUCUAGAGAACUUUAUGUACAUUGUAUUUAACCCUAUAUUUUUUAUUAAUGAUCCCUGCAGUCACUAUUAAAGACAUCUAGAGAAAUUAAACAUUUCACUGUAUAUUCACUGUAAAUCAAAUCACCCUUUGGUUCGAAUCACUUUUUGAUGAGCAAAUACAAGUAUUUUAAAUAGUUUUUCACCUUCUUUUGCUUGGGAGUGGUCUAAGAAUGGCACAAGAAAAAUACUGGGGCUAUUUCAUAUGUGUUGCUUUAGUAAGAUAAUCAAACCUAUACUGCUUGAUAAAUCUGCAUUUAUUAAUCAAUUCAUACAAUCCAUUCAUUCUUCCGUCCGUCUGUCCGUCCAUCCAUCCAUCCAUUGGCAUCCAUCCAUCCAUCGGCAUCCAUCCAUCCAUCGGCAUCCACCCAUCUAUCCCAACAAUACAUCCAUCUAUCCAUCCAUCCACUUAUUCAUCCACUAAUACCCACCAAUGAAUUUCCAAUCUUUAAUUAGGGCUGACUCUUAGAGCCUAAGUGGUGAUAUAGCGUUAAUUAAUUAUGAAAUCAUAUAUACUCUCACUCCCUCUGUGAUAUUAAGAUAAUCUUUACCGCACUAGUGAUUGGUAGCUGGAAAGAAGACUUGUUUAGGGACUGGAGCCUGGCAGUAAUGUAUGGACCAUGACUUAUGAAAUAAAUUAGAAAAUGGUCAUGUACUCUUACUCCCUCAGUGAAUUUAAGAUAAUCUUUACCCACUAGCAAUUAGUAGCUGACAAGAAGACUUUUUAGGGAUCUAGAGCCUGGCAGUUGAAAAAAGUAAUGGUUUUCCUAUAUAUGCACUCUGGCAUUCUGGCUCAUAUACAUGUAUGUCGUCAUUCGGAAUAAUAUAAAGCCAUACACUCAACCAUGUUAAGAUUCUUAGAGGUCCUACAUUUAUAUCAGAUAUUGCUGGUAUUGCUGCUAUACAAGAAAAUGCUAUGCAAAAUACAAUGCUGAAUUAUCAGUUGAGAAAAAAACUAUUUGUACCGUUUUCUCUGUACUGCUACCAGAGUAAUAAUAACAGCUUCUUUUUCUUCUUUCUGUUUAGGGACUUUUCUUCUUUUAACUGUGGAAAUAAAUUUGAAUUUGAAUUUGAAUUUGAAUUUAAAAUGUAGCAUUCAGUUUGUUGUUGAUUUCAUCAAUAGGUCACAUGACGGUUUUGAAGAAGACGCUGAUGGUAUUCUUCAUGGUGUACCUGGUAGCAACUAUGCAUCACAACAGAACGUAUUUGAUGACCUGGGACAAGGUGUCUUAGACAACGCUUUCAAAGGCUUCAACUGUUCAUUAUUUGCCUAUGGGCAGACAGGGGCUGGUAAAUCAUAUUCCAUGGUUGGAUAUGGUCAAAACAAAGGUAUUGUACCUAUCACAUGUGAUGCUCUCUUCAAGACGAUAGAAAGUUCCUCAACAGAAACAAAAUAUGAAGUCACAUUCUCCAUGUUGGAGAUCUACAAUGAACAGGUCCGUGACUUGUUACAGAAGAACAACCCAAAGGGAGGUCUGGCUGUUAGACAGAACCCUAAGGAAGGUCUCUUCUAUGUUCAGAAUCUUAAGAAGGCUGCCGUAGGGAGCUACAAGGAGAUUGAGAGGAAGGUCGAUGAAGGCACCGCCAACAGAACAGUAGCAGCCACACAGAUGAAUGCUACGAGUAGUAGAGCACAUACUGUUAUCACAAUCACAUUCAAUCAGAUUAGUAAGAAUGAUGUUGGGCAGGAGACUAAGAAAACUAGUGUUAUCAACCUGGUUGAUUUGGCUGGUAGUGAAAGGGCAGACUCCACUGGUGCUACAGGAGACAGGUUAAAAGAAGGUGCAAAUAUCAACAAAUCUCUAUCAGCUCUUGGCAAUGUCAUAUCUGCCUUAGCAGAUCUAUCUAUGGGUAAGAAGAAGACAAUGGUUCCGUAUCGUGAUUCUGUCCUCACGAAGUUGCUUCAGAAUGCUUUGGGUGGUAACAGCAAAACCAUUAUGAUUGCUGCCCUGUCUCCGGCUGAUAUCAAUUAUGAUGAGACCCUCGGUACCCUGAGAUAUGCUGACCGUGCCAAGAAGAUCAAGAACAAAGCCGUUGUGAAUGAAAACCCAGUGGAGAAGCUCAUCAGAGAGCUGAGAGAGGAGAAUGAAAGACUCAAGAAGUCUCUUGGUGGAGGGGUGAUGCCCAUGGAGGGGUCGGCCGGAAUGAACCCAGAAGAAAUUGAAGCAAUGAAGAAGCAGAUGGAGGAAGAAAUCAGGGCACAGCUGAUGGCUAACCAAGAAGCAAUGUCAGAUAUGGAUUGGGAUACAAGGUUACAACAAGCAAGAACAGAGCAAGCAGAUGACGAUGGAGAUCGUGACAUGCAGGAACAAAGAAAGAACAAAGAACCUCACUUUACAAAUCUCAAUGAGGAUAAUGUACUUAGUGGUGUCAUCCUUCACUUCUUGAGUGCCAGUGAGACAACGAUCGGUAGGAAAGAUGCCAGCCCGGCGCCAACUAUACCGCUCAGCGGUCUCAGUAUUCAGAAACAGCAUGCGCUGGUGAAGAAUGAAAAUGGCGAUAUUUCCAUCAAACCAGCCACAGCGGGGGCAAAGGUCAAAAUCAAUGGUGCUCCUCUUGUCGGGGAAAGGAUCUUGUCUCAUCUUGACAGAGUCAUGUUCGGUUCAAAUCAUCUGUAUAUCUUCAAGAAUCCUUUAAAACCUCAGUCUGCUGAGGGCACUCCAGCGAGCAUCGAUUGGGAGUUUGCUCAGAAAGAACUUGCUCAGGCUAAGGGAUUUAAUACCAGUACAUCUGGACUAACAAAAGAUCAACAGAAGGCCCAGGACCAGAUCCUGGAACUGCUUCCCAUGGUGAAUGAAGUCAAUGCCGUUAGUGAAGAACUCAACAAACACAAAAACUUUGAGAUAAUACUCAUCAGCGGGGCUGCACAAGAUGGCCCUAACAAAGAAACAAAGGUGACAGUCAAGAUGACCAGUCUUCUGAAUGGUAAUGAAUGGCUAUGGGAAAGGGGCAAGUUCAUCAACAGGAGAUACGUUGUCCAGGACUUGUAUCAGCGAUACCUUGAUGGUGAUGAUGAUGUCCUCAGCCUUCCAAAAGAAGAAGAUCCAUUCUGGGAACCUCCUGAGGAUGUCCUGAUUGGUAGCGCUAAUGUCUUCCUCCAGAGUCUCUCUUAUGCUUUAGAUUUUGAUGAUAAAGUUACCAUCACUGAUUUCAAGGGUGCUGAACAGGGAUACCUGAUUGUGAAUGUUUCCCCUUGUAAUCAAACAGGGAAAACCCUCCCUGAUGAUGAGUUUGUCGAUGAUCCUUCAGAACUUCUUGGAAAGCCAUACCAUUUCAAGGUCACAAUCCGAUCUGGAGAGAUCAACAAAUCCCGCUUCUCUCGAGGCCUCCAUGUCACCUACCGAUUCAUGGAUGAUCCCGACCUCACUGUCACCCCCGUCAUCAAGGACACACUGUCACCGGAGUGGAAGCACAGUCGGGUCAUCUCUAUUGCUUCUGUUGAUCAGAAACACUUGGAUUUCUUUGAUUCUGGUCUCAUCUCCUUCCAAGUGUAUGGGAAACAGGUGGACUCGGAUCCUGACCCCAAUCUCACUAAACUUACCACAAAGGAACUACGUCAAAUGAAGAAUAUGAAUGACGGUGGGAGCGCAGGACUUAACCGUUCCAUAUCAGUGGUAGAGAAAGAUGAGCUUGCUCAGAUCAAGAGUGAAUUAGUACUACUCAAGAAGAAACACGAGAGAUUAGAGAAGAAAGAAAGAAGAUUACAGGAAAUUUGCAAGGAAUGGGAGGAAAAAACCCCAGAAGAGCAACAGUUUGCCCCUUUCUUCCGAUCUGUCUCAGCAGUAGCUAACUCUACUGGUACAAAACUCAAAACAAGAGUACAGAUGCUCAAUAAGGAGGACAGCGUAAGCAUUUACAGUUUUGAGCUAGACCCCGACCAAAAAAUGCAGCCUUCAUCAAACAAUUCUCCACAAGCCGCCAACGGGCCUCCGAGGCCUCCAUCGGCCAAAGUCAAGGCUCCUACAUCGCCAGCAGGCACGAAUGGCACCACCAAAUUACCACCACAAAACAAUGGAAGCGACAAAAAAGCUGAUAUGAAUCAAGUCCAUGAAGCAGCUACUGGCAAGAAACCACAGUCAGGUGUCUGCGUAUGCAUGUAGUCAUCUUAUGAAACUGCAGAAUGGAGCAGGAUCAGGACAAGGGAAUUCUGGGACAGUCGUCAGAACGAACAAACAGGGAGAGAAGGUAGAGGGAGGUAGUAAGGCGUGCAUCGUUAUGUGACCUCUGUCGGCUCACAGGAGAUAUCAUGGGAUAGUAUCAUUCUGGAGGCAAUAGCUGUGCCGUCAUUCAUAUGUCAUUGAAGUUGACAUUGCCUAUAUUUUUAAGAGACAUUCUAAGUACUAUAUGAUGAAGGUUGGUAACAUGGAAAUUAUCACUCCUGUUGCUUUGUAAUUGUGAAAUGUUGUCAACAGUUCUCGGCCGUGAGAGAUGAAGAUUAGAAUUAGAUUAAAUUGUUGAUACAGUCAAUUAAAGUUCUUAUUGAUUAGGAAGUAUUUACAUGCAUGGCAAGCCACCUUGAAACCCACAUAAAGUUGCCAAAUUGGUCAUUUUAGCUUCAGAAAUCAAAAUUGAGAAAAAUCGGUGAUCUGAAAGAGUAAACCACCCUCGGCCUACAACCGAAAUAUGAAAUGUUCUCAAGCAAGGUACAAGUGUUUCUAAAUGAACAUUUCUCACAGGUGGACUGCUCAUAAUUCUGACAGAUCUUUCACAAAAUUUAUGUCACGUUUCAGUGAACCUAAAAACUUUCAAGUUCAUAUUGGUUUGGCAGAAUAUUGGUGGGUUUACAUGUAAACUGGGUGGUCACUUAUUUCUUAAACUUUUUCAUUACAUAAGAGUCAAUUGCUGAGGCAUUCAAUGAUUAGGUUAUCAUUAUUGUAGUUGUGUCUUUUACAGAGUUAACAAAUAUGAUAUAUGAGUCUUUUCUUUCAAGAAAGACUGCAUUCAUAGUAUCAAAACUUAUCUAUACGUUGAUAACAUUUUGUAUAAAUUCAUGGUAUUUUUUAUAUAAAAUGACUUAAUUUGAUGUUCAUUUCCAGUACUGUAGCUUAGUGGUAUUUUGUCAUCAUUUUUGUUUUCUAUUACAAUCUUGCAUUGGUCCUAUUUAGACACAGCUAAAUUGCUGCAUUUCAAGUGGUGAUAUUAAAAAUAAGAAUCCAAAAGUCUGGUAUUUUUUUAGAAAUCCACAUGGACGUGAUCCUCAUUUCCAAUAUUUGUGUGUGCUAUGAACUAAAUCCAUAUCAUUAAAACAUUAUGAUGAUGACAAUUAUUGUUACCAUUAUCAGUAGAAGUAGUCUUAGUAUUGUCAUCAUCAUCAUGAUUAGGAUAUUUUUGUAUUUGUUUCAGGUGAAUUCAUAGUUUAACAUGCUACAAUGACAACCCAUAGAAAUUUGGUUAUGUAAUGUUGCUUCUUUUAAAAUCUAGUAAAUAUUUCAUUUGAAAAAAAAAAAAUUACUCAAAGUUAUGUGUAGUUUGAAGGAAAUUAUGCUGUAAAUAAAUAUGAUUUUUGUUCUUCUUGUGCUAAAUAUUUUGGGAAAUGUUGCUAACUAUGUUGGUAGAGCAAUUCGUUUUGCAUUGUAAUGAGAAUAUUGUAUGUAUAUUUGGUUGUUACAGCAUUAUUAUUUAUGACAUUUGUAUUUCAUUGGAAGCGAAAUCAAUAUACGCAAAUCACAUACCAGUUGAUGAUUAAUUGACUUCUCAAAUGUGCUAUUAGGGGAAUCGAAGAUGGAGCCUAGGUUAUAUUCUACAAAAUUAAAGCCAUGUAUAUUUAUUAGAACUUGUGAUAUUUGGUGGGUAGUUUAAUUUUGAGCAGAGCUUUGCGCUUUUCUAAUCUCGGUUCUUCUUGAGUGUGAAAUGCAACCUAUCAUGUGGGAAAAGAUAUUAUUAUGAUCAAAUGAUAUUAAUUAUAUCAAUCGUUUGAUAUUUGAUUUCAUAAGUCGAUUUCAGCUAUGCAAAUAUGCAAUAUGAGAUAUAUUACCAGGAAAUGUACAAUAUUUCUCUGUGCUACAGAAUAUAGAAAGUAGAACCUAUGCUGUAAAUUUUUAUAUAAAUAUAUUUGAUAUGACAAAAUUAUGGCACACAAUUCUGUACUACAUGGAUAUGUUACACCAUUUUUUAAUUGAAAAACAUAAAUGUUGCUGUAAAUAACUCAAAGUUCAUGGCGUUUUAGUCGAGAACUGCCAUGCAUGGUUUGCUGGAAUGGUAGAAGCACAUUUUUCACUGGUGAACAUAAAAAAGCAUAUGACGCAACCAUAAAUGUUCUUACCAUAUGUGUAUCAUGUAUGUGAAAUAAAAAUGAGAAAAUGUUAUUAUAGCAUAUAGGUCUCAGUUUGUAUGUGAAAGAAAAUGAUAUCGUGAAAGAUGAAACACAUGAAUAAUCCAAAAUGUAGAUGCCACAACUCCUUUGUCAUUCAGAAUCAUUGUUAUUGGUUCAUUUCACAGGCUAGUCUAUUAAGAAUGAAGAAUGAAUUAUUUGUAAUGAUUAUCAGAUCAUUUUGUGAGUGUUCAGGUAUGCUAUACCGUCUUUCAAUUGAUUACAUUUUUAGUAUAUACUCAGCUCCUCAGGUGAUAAUGGCUUGAUGCUAGAUAAACCGUUGAAUAAAUUGAUGAUUAAGAGGGGUUGCUGGUGAAAUUAAACAUUUUGAUCCUGUGAAAAAUGCCAACAAAAUUAUGGGGAAACAGAUUCAGGGGGGAAAAUGGUUUCCUACAGGUUAUUCCUAAUAUAGGCUUAACUGUAAAUUGCUCAAAUUAUUUAUAGUUUCUGAUUUGUUUUCUUUCAAAUUCAAAUCUAAAGAACUUUAGAAGUAUGUUAUUUCAGAUGUUCUGAUCCCUUUUUCACAAGACAAAGAACAUUCUUCUAGAUUAUGAGAUGCGAGUUAAUCCAGUAGAGUCAUCAAGUGCCUCCGAUAUUUAAAAUAUAAAUUUGACUUUUCUGUAAAAAAUAAAUUCAUAAUGUUUGCAUAUGAAUAUAAUAUAUUGAUUUACUUAUUAUAAAAAAAAGAUGUUGAGCUAUAGUAUUUUGUGUUCUUGAUGAUCAUUUGUUUAUAUUUUUGUAUUUUUUUCUCACAUCAACAUACGUAAUUUCUACCGUACAUACAUGUGUGUAUUACUAUGUAGUCCUGCGGAAUAUUCAUGUGGAAUGAAUAGACCCUUGUUUACAUGACCCCUUAGGAAACUGCCGUCCUCUUAGAUAUGUAAUUCUGUGUGAUCAACAGACACCAGAUUACCUGACCCCUUAAAAAGAACUGCCGUCCUCAUGUAGAUGAUAUUAUUUUACCAUUAUCUUUACGUUUCUUUUUCAAAAUCUUAAAAUGUUUUAACAAAUUUUGUAGGUCGUGAUGAAUUUCAGAUCAAUUUAUACUACAUCAGAUAUAUCCGUCCAUUUAAUAUUUGUAAUACAUUUUGUAUAUACAUGUAUAUCAUGGUUGAAAGGACAAUAUUGUAAAUAGAAUGGUCCAAUCAUUAAAAAGAGAAAAAAAUCAGAUAUUUAGAAGGAUAAUGAUCUUGAUGUCUAUGAAUUAUAUGUAAAAAGUGAGAGGGGAUGAGCUGUCUUUCAAAUACAUGUAUAAAAAGAGUAAAUAUCUCCAUACUAUUUGAAUGAAAAAUGAGUGAUUGGUAGAUAAUUUACGGAUAACCUAUUUAUCAAUGUAGUCUUUCAUCUGUACAUAAUUGUGUGGUUAUUACUGAUUUCUUUGAGACAUCUCCGUACUUCCAUUUCCUCUCACAGAUUUCUUGUGACUGAACAACCUUGAAUUCAUGUUGAUUAAUCAUGUGGCACAUUUAAUAAAUAAUAUCAUGUACACAGAAA